AUGUCGACUGCUUCGUCUGCUGCUGAAGAUUCGGACGAAUCCAGAUAUCCAUUGUCGUAUGUCUCCAAGAAACGAAAACGUGCCGAAGUUGAAAGCACUUCUGCACCAAAACCUCGGUUACAGAGCGAUCUUUCCGUUACAGAAACCAUCAACCAGCUUAGGCUCAGUUCCAGUCUAAGCUCUAGUUAUGACUUAAGUAACCUGGCAUCUGGAUUCGAAAUGAAUGCAGAUACAAAUAACGGCGCAAAUACUAGCGACGCAGAUAAUAUAAAUUAUAUAAACGAAGCCGAUGAAAAAGAAAUAUAUUGGUGGUCGACUAAGGCGUCUCUAGGUUCUCUGGAUAUCGAUGAAAAAAGAUUGCCUCUAGUUUUAGCAAGAGACGUAACAUUUAGUCAGUUCGCGAAACGAGUUGAAAUUAUUAAAGCUAGGAGGUUCUUGGAUUAUCAAAAUGGCACUGUAACUAUUAUUGAGCUGCCUACUGCCGAACACGAAAUUACGCAUGCCAAAUUUACCCGUCAGUUUACAAGUGCAUUCAAUAAUGUAUCAGCACAAGAUGAUAUAUGUGUCUUGGGCGCAAUAAAGUUAUACACUAAUCUUCCAAGCAACGAAUAUCAAGAGCCAGAUGCAUGUUUUAUACCAAGACGUCUAUUGGGUCAACCAGCACAAAAUCCUUGUGAUCGGAAUGGAAAUCCAUGGCCUAGCAUAAUUUUUGAAGUCGCUUCUUCGGAAACACUUCAACAUGUGAAGGCCAAAAUAAACAAGUUUUGGCUGGCACCGAAUCGCUGUGAAGACGUUAUCGUUAUAAAAUUAGGUAAUUGGGAGAGAAGAUGCCGUAAUACGACGACUAGACGCCCUUUGCGUCGUUUGCGGUGCCUCAAAUUUUGUCGGGCUGCAACUCUUCGACAAAACCCAAAUGCGACAAGAUUCGAACCAAUUGAAGAGAUUGAGUUCGGAUCUGUAUAUGCGAAUGGAAGGGAGAGCCAAUUUUGCAGUAAUCCUCAUAUGAAAUGGAUUACAAUCGAUUGUGAUUGCAUCUAUGCUGAUUGCGCACAACCUCCUCCCCUUCCUUCGUUUUAUACGAUUAUUUCUUCACAGCAGCCAUAUCCCCAGCCCCAAUCGCUUCUUCAAAGACCAGGAGUUGCGAUUGACUUAUAUGAUAUCCAACAAGAUAUCUUUCUGGCGAUGGGACCAAAUUAA
Molecule: messenger RNA, 1197 nt
Organism: Paraglomus occultum
Lineage: Eukaryota; Fungi; Glomeromycota; Glomeromycetes; Paraglomerales; Paraglomeraceae
Source: the annotation of a GenBank genome assembly